This is a messenger RNA of Lolium rigidum, 2178 nucleotides long. RefSeq names its product protein ETHYLENE-INSENSITIVE 3-like 2. The transcript has 2 exons. Lineage: Eukaryota; Viridiplantae; Streptophyta; Magnoliopsida; Poales; Poaceae. Gene Ontology annotation, molecular function: DNA-binding transcription factor activity; DNA binding. The record is from RefSeq and is a predicted model, not a curated record. The coding region runs from base 185 to 2011 and encodes 608 amino acids. Gene Ontology annotation, cellular component: nucleus.
GUCGCGCCCAAACAAGACUUCGCUUCUUCUUGCUUCCUCCUCUCCUCUCCUCUUCGCCGGCAAGCGCAGAGAAAUCAGCAGCAGAGAUACUAGAUAAGGAGGUGGCUAUAUAGGCUCCACCCCUGCGAGUCUUGCUGAGCAGAGCCCCAGUUUCUUGAUCGCUUCCGGUCGGGUGUGCUUGGACAUGAUGGGAGGAGGGGUGACCAUGAUGGAUCCGCGCAUGGCGUUCGCGGCGGACGGCGACGGCGCCAAGGGGUUCGGUGUCUUUGGAUCCGGCUGCUUCGUCGGGGAGAGCGACUUCAUGAAUCCAGCGCCGGCGCAGCGGGUGCACGAAAGCUUCCCCGAUGAAGAUGAGAGCGACGACGACGAUGUGGACGGCAUCGAGGAGCUGGAGCGCCGCAUGUGGCGCGACCGGAUGAGGCUCAAGCGCCUCAAGGAGCUGCAGCAGCGGCAGCAGAGCCCGGGCGGCGCGGCGAGCAGCAAGGGGCGGCGGCGGGAGGCGUCCCAGCAGGACCAGCAGGCGCGGCGCAAGAAGAUGUCGCGCGCGCAGGACGGGAUCCUCAAGUACAUGCUCAAGAUGAUGGAGGCCUGCAGCGCGCAGGGCUUCGUGUACGGCAUCGUGCCCGAGAACGGCAAGCCGGUCGGCGGCGCCUCCGACAACCUCCGCGCCUGGUGGAAGGAGAAGGUCCGCUUCGACCGAAACGCCCCCGCCGCCAUCGCCAAGUACCAGGCCGACAACGCCCAGCCGGGCGAUGCGGGCGAGGGGGGCGGGAACGACCCGGCGGCCGGCCCGCGGUCCCUGCACGAGCUGCAGGACACCACGCUGGGGUCGCUGCUCUCGUCGCUCAUGCAGCACUGCAACCCGCCGCAGCGCCGGUACCCGCUCGAGAAGGGCGUGGCGCCGCCGUGGUGGCCGCGGGGGGCGUCCGAGGCGUGGUGGCCCGAGGCCGGCGUGCCGGACGAGCUGGGCCCGCCGCCGUACAAGAAGCCGCACGACCUCAAGAAGGCGUGGAAGGUCGCCGUGCUCACCGCCGUCAUCAAGCACAUGUCGCCCGACGUCGACAAGGUCCGCCGCCUCGUGCGCCAGUCCAAGUGCCUGCAGGACAAGAUGACCGCCAGGGAGAUCGUCACCUGGCUCGCCGUCCUCAAGAGGGAGGAGGAGCUGCAUCCCGGCGCGUGCCUCCCUCCGCCGUCUGCCGCAAGGGCGCUCUCGUUCGACGCCAGCUCCGGCGAGUACGACGUCGACGCAGCCUACGGCGAGGAGACCGCCAACCAGACCAAGCCACCCUUCGAGGCAGCCGCGUUCGUCGACUUAACCAUGGAUGCUGACAUGAGCAACGAGUUCUUGUUCAUGCCGGCCGCGCUGAUGAAGGAAGAAGCCAUCGACUUCGACUUCACCCACACCCAGAAGCGGACCGCACUGUCGCCCGCCGCCGCCGACGCCGAGCCGGAGCAGAUGCUGAAUAAUGGAAACACCCGCGUGUACACUUGCACCAACGCGCACUGCCCGCACGGCGAUCCCGCGCUCGGCUUCCUCGACCGCAACGCGCGCAACGACCACCAGUACGCCUGCAGGUACAACAACCCCGCCGCCGUCGAGAGCAAGCCGCCACCGGCCUUCUUCCCGGCGGCACCCUACAGCCCGCGUAGCCAGCAGCAGCUUGGCGGCUUCGACUUCGGCCUUCCCGUCGAUGACCAGAGAUGCCUCGCCGGGCUGAUGAGCAUGUACGACGCCGGCGUGGCCGCGCACAGGAGCAACGACGCCGCCGCUCCGAGCAUGCAGAUCGGUGGCAGAGACCAUCUGGCGCCAAUAUCGCUCGGUGGCGCGAACAGCAUGAUGCAGCAGCAGCAGCAGAAUGCGGCAUUCUUCGUCCGCAACGACGCGCCGUUCGGCAUGGGGGCGCCGGAGCUCGGCAGGUUCAGUUCAGGUUUCGACGCGUCAGCGGUGAAUUACGCCGGCGCCAUGCAGCAACCGCCGCAGAAGCACGUUGGACCCAACUGGUUCUACUGAAACAACAAUUAAGAAACCGCCAUUCGUUAGCUUUGUAGCUUUAUCUAGGCCAUUACUAGAAUUCAUAAGGUUUUCAAUCUCGAUCGAUUCACGGUUUCUUGUAAGUUGUAACCUGCAAGGACUGGUUGAUUCAGGGCCAUGUUCAGAACACUUGGAAUUUUCACAAA